Clupea harengus (Atlantic herring) is the source of this 1714-nucleotide messenger RNA. RefSeq names its product pepsin B-like. Gene Ontology annotation, molecular function: aspartic-type endopeptidase activity. Bases 271 to 1263 code for a protein of 330 amino acids. Gene Ontology annotation, biological process: proteolysis. The transcript has 7 exons. The record is from RefSeq and is a predicted model, not a curated record. NCBI's taxonomy places the organism in Eukaryota, Metazoa, Chordata, Actinopteri, Clupeiformes, Clupeidae.
CCUGAGGUCCAGGCUGCUUCUGGAGCCACCGCAGAGUCCCUCCUCUAUGAGGUGAGUUAACAACUACACCUUUCACAAACUACACCUUUCACAAACUACACUUUUAACAAACUCAUCCUUUCAUAAACUACACCUUUCACAAACUACACCUUUCACAAACUCAUCCUUUCACAAACUCAUCCUUUCACAAACUCAUCCUUUCACAAGCUACACCUUUCAUAAUCUUUUCUAAGUUUUCAUAACCUACAGCUCUCAUGAACUACAGGACUCAUGACCUAUAACUUCCUUAAACUACAACCCCCAUCAACCCUUCUGUUACAGGGCUACUAUUACGGAACCAUCUCCAUCGGCACGCCUCCCCAGUCCGUCCAGGUGCUCUUCGACACCGGCUCCUCCAACCUGUGGGUGGACUCCGUGUACUGCAACUCUCGGGCCUGCAACGUCCACCAGAAGUUUAACCCCCAGUCCUCCUCCUCCUUCCAGUGGGCUGGCAAGUCUUUCACCCUUCACUAUGGAGCAGGUGGCAUGACCGCCGCCCUCGGCUACGACACCAUCAGUGUGGGAGGCAUCACCGUCACUAGCCAGAUGGUUGGCCUGAGCCAGACCCUGGACACGGCACCUACACCCUUCGCUGGGAUUGUGGGUCUGGCGUACCCCCGCAUCUCCUCCGCACAGCAGCCCACUCUCAUGGACACCAUGAUGCAGCAGGGGGUUCUGCAGUACGACAUCGUGGCCUUCUACCUGUCCCGCGGCCAGUCCGGAAGCGAGAUCUCCUUCGGGGAGGUGGACAACAGCAAGAUCACCACCCAAAUCACGUGGACCCCCGUCACCUCCGAGUCAUGGUGGGAGAUCAACAUGCAGGGAUUCCAGAUCAACAACCAGGAGACCGGCUGGUGCCAGCAGGGCUGUGCCGCCAUCGUUGACACUGGCACCCCCGGCCUGGCAGUGCCCACUCAGUACUACAACUCCCUCAUGCAGAGCACCGGAGCUCAGCAGUCCAACGGCAUGUACUACAUCUCCUGCAGCGCCGCCGGCAACCUCCCCACCCUGGCCGUCACCAUCAGCGGAGUAUCUUUCCAGAUUCCUCCCUCUGCUUACCUUCAAACUGGUCAGAAUGGCUACUGCAUGUUCGGGAUGCAGCCCACGAGCCAGAGAGACUUCAGUGGAAGGCCCAUGUGGAUUCUGGGAGAUGUAUUCCUCAGGGAGUACUACUCUGUGUAUGACCGCGCCAACAACCGCGUGGGCUUCGCCACUGCCGCUUAGACAUGAACGCCUCUGGCCUCUUUUCAAUUAAAACUACACUUCCCAUCACCCUUCCGCCAACACCGUAGUAAUCCAUCAGUUACUCUGACUGGCAUUACUGUUCUUACUCUAGAAAGCACGACUACCAUCUGUGGCAGGGGUUCGGAGAAUUAUAACAGCCAGUUUUGAAAAUGCCAUCUUUCAUGUUUUAACGUUCCAUUAAACACAUUCAAAAUAAGAGUCCUGUUCUGUCGUUUGUCUUGUGAGGUUUACUCCAACAGAAUGUGUGCCAUGUGUGCAUCCAGCACAGCGCGUUUGGGGGGAGUCGGGGGGAUGGGGUGUAGGGACAUUCACAGUUAGAAGUAGAUACAUCCAGUGGCGGCUGGUGAAUUUGUUUUGGGGGGGGGGCGCAGUUGGGCGGCGCGGUUAAAAUAGCACUCCACAAUAAGAAAAGAGUUUGAGUAGAAUAUUA